This is a messenger RNA of Colletotrichum fioriniae, 252 nucleotides long. The record is from RefSeq and is a predicted model, not a curated record. NCBI's taxonomy places the organism in Eukaryota, Fungi, Ascomycota, Sordariomycetes, Glomerellales, Glomerellaceae.
AUGUCAUUCAAUGAGAAGACAAUCGCAAUCACUGGAACAGAAGCCCUGAAAGCCGUUGCCGAGGAGCUGAAGACAGCCAACCCUGAUAUACGCGUUGAGGCAACAGUAGUGGACGUCAGUAAGCCCGAAGAGGUCAGGGACUGGAUCCAAGGCACCAAGAAGACGUUCGGGCGCCUAGAUGGUGCCGCCAACAUUGCCGGCACUGGAGCGUCGAGCCAGGUCCCACUUGAAGCCCAGUCCGACCAAGAAUGA